Messenger RNA from Parascedosporium putredinis, 1125 nucleotides. The record is from the annotation of a GenBank genome assembly. Lineage: Eukaryota; Fungi; Ascomycota; Sordariomycetes; Microascales; Microascaceae.
AUGACGGCUAGCGACGGCGCACCCGUCGACACCCCGCCGAGGGCACCCUCGCCAGUCCACAAAUUCGGGACUUUGGCCGUCCACGCAGGAUCUCCCCACGACCCAGCCACCGGCGCCGUGAUUGAAGCCAUCUCGCUUUCCACCACCUUUGCGCAAACCGCCGUGGGCAAGCCUGUAGGCGAGUACGAAUACUCGCGCUCUAGCAACCCCAACCGCGACAAUUUCGAAAAGGCGGUCGCCGCUCUAGAGCACGCCAAGUAUGCGCUGGCCUUCUCCUCGGGCAGCGCCACCACCGCCAACAUUCUGCAGUCUCUAGCCUCGGGCUCCCAUGUCGUCUCCGUGUCGGACGUCUAUGGCGGCACUCAUCGAUACUUUACCCAAGUCGCCAAGGCGCACGGCGUAAAGGUCACGUUUACACCCGAGAUCGAGGUCGAUAUCAGCGCCCACAUCACCGAUCAGACCAAGCUCAUAUGGAUCGAGACUCCCAGUAACCCGACCUUGAGACUAGUGGACAUCAGAGCCGUUGCGACGGUGGCCCACGCCCGCGGCAACCCGCUCGACCUUGGCGCCGAUAUCGUCGUGCACUCCGUGACCAAGUAUAUCAACGGCCAUAGCGACGUCGUCAUGGGCGUCGCCGCCUUCAACAGCGAGGAGCUCAAGACUCGCCUCAGCUUUCUCCAAAACGCCAUCGGCGCCGGCGCGCGAGGCCACGAAAAUGCCACCGCGGUGGCCGAAACUCUGGAAUCGAGCCCCCACGUCAUCUCCGUCAACUAUCCCGGCCUAAACUCCCAUCCCCACCGCCACGUAGCUCUGAAGCAGCACCGCGAUGGAAUGGGCGGCGGUAUGCUGUCCUUCCGUAUCCGCGGCGGCCACAGCGCGGCCGAGCGCUUCUGCCAGCGCACUGCCAUAUUCACUCUCGCCGAGAGCCUUGGUGGCAUCGAGCCUGACCAACGUGAGGCCGUUGGCGUAUUUGACGACCUCGUACGCAUCAGCUGCGGUGUUGAGGAUGCCGAUGAUCUCGUCCAGGACGUCCUUCGGGCCCUCGAAAAGGCCGUGACCGAGACCACCCAGGAAGGGUCUAAGAAUGGCGUAACCAAUGGAACGAAUGGCAGCCUUGCGCACUAG